CACUCCCUCAAUAUGGUUUCGCGCUAAUUUUACUAAACAAAUUGUCGAAAUGUCGCUUAAAAAGGCUCUCGACGAUUGUAUGAUUGAUUUCGACAGCUGUGUGCUGGUCAGCGAUCUUCUGGAGGAGUACAAGCUGUCCUACAAGGAGGUGAACGAUGUGCUGGAAGCCUACAUCAAAGAUCAGGAACCUGCCACUAAAUUCGAGAAGAGGUUUCUGGUCCAUGGCAAGCGCAAGAAGAAAGGAUCCGAUUCCGGGGAGGAUCUGUACUCUGUGGUGAUGGAGAGCAAGGUGCAGGAUUGGCUGGCCAAAGUCCAGGAUGCGGAGUCCCAGCUUUAUAGUGUGAAAAUUGCCGGUGGCGCCAAAGCGCCGGCCGCGAUUUUUAAGCCCAUGCAGCAUUUGGAGGUGAAGUUGGCCAAGGUGGAGCAGCGUCCUGGAGCGGAAAAGAGUGCGCCCAGUGCAAAUGGAGGUGCCCCCAACAAUGGAGUAAAGUCCGAACCCAUUAAAUCGGAGUCAUCCAAGUCUGUUGCUAAGUUAGAACCCUCAAAAUCGUCACUUAAAUCAGAGCCAUUGAAGCCAGUGGCAGAGAAGUCAGUAGGCGCCAAGGGCAAGUCCUCUCCAGAGACUCAGAAGACCUCGCCCAAGGAUCAGGCCUCUAAGGCCAAGCCUGCAGUGGCCAAAAAGGGUAGCAUUAAUAGCUUCUUCACAGCGGCGUCCAGCAAACCAAAGGAUGUCAAGGAAACGCCCAGCAAACCGGCUUCCGGCACCAUGGACAACUUCUUCAAGAAGCAACCUGCAGGAGCAAAGAAGUCGCCACCGGAAAAAGAAGAUAAAUCCAAGAAAGAGGCUUCCACUUCAAAUAAGAAGGAAGCCUCGAAGAAGACGGCCAUUAGUCCAACCAAAAAGCCCUCAACCGCAAACACCUCCAUGCAACUGUUCGACGAGGAGAGCGCCUCCUCUGACGAGGAGGAAAAGCUGGACAUGCUCCGGCGAAAGGUGAUCGAAUCGGACAACGAAUCCGAUCCGGAGAAGGCCUCGACCUCCAAGCGACGACGAAUCAGCGACUCUGAGGACGAGGAGCAGCCACCCAAGAAGACCGCCGAUGAAGAAGUCAUCUCGGUGGACGAGAAAAUGGAUUCGGAACCGGCCAGUGAAACCUAUCUGGACGAAGAUGGCUUCGUUAUCACGCAGCGAAAACCUACAAAAGCCCAGCCAGUCAAGAAAAAGGUUUCGCCAAAGGCUGCAGCCCCCGUCAACAAAAAGAAAUCGCCUCCUGCAGCCGCCAAAGCUGGAAAAGAUGCGCCGAAAACCAAACAAGCCGGCAUCAUGAACUUUUUUUCCAAGAAGUAAAUAACAGCAUGCAGUUGGUAAAAUAAGACUUAUGAUUAAGUAUGGGUGCAGUUAAUGUUUUUAAUAAACUUAUAAAUGAUAGAACAAA
Messenger RNA from Drosophila teissieri, 1436 nucleotides. RefSeq names its product DNA polymerase delta subunit 3 (gene PolD3). NCBI's taxonomy places the organism in Eukaryota, Metazoa, Arthropoda, Insecta, Diptera, Drosophilidae. Bases 50 to 1348 code for a protein of 432 amino acids. The transcript has a single exon. The record is from RefSeq and is a predicted model, not a curated record.